AUAAAACAACACACGAGAACUCAGCAUGGCUCCGGGACCAUUCUCGCAGCCCAAACGUGCUGGUUACACACCACUUUCACCCUACACCGACGAUGACAAUGCUCUAUCAAAUAACCUCAUCUGCCCUCGUUAUGCUGACUCGGACCCAACGUCAGCACCGCCCUCACCUGCCUCUAUCGAAUCUUUUGACAUACUUGACUCCGUUGCCUGGAGAAGGGGACACACAUCCUACAAAGACCUUAGGAGCCAAGUCAAGCUUUACGAUAUCUUCUGCCUGAGAUGGGGCAAGAAAAAGCCCGUGGUCAUAUUCUUCCUCGUACUGUUCCUAGUACUUGUGGCAGGCUGCUUCAUAGGAGGCUUUUUCGUUGUGAGACACAAAAUCGCAGGAACAACAGAAGCUUGUCUCAAACGAGAAGGCGGUGACAGGUGCAACGACCGCGCUUGGGCAAAUUGUGUGGCGAGGAAUGGGCUUGGGUAUUGCGAGGGCGCCCUGGAGCCUUGAUGAACCAAUAUUUCAAGGGUGAAAUUGACUGUGAAGAAACUAGGCGCAUUUUCAGAAUUGGGACGGGGGCGUUCUGGCGUGGGAUUUGCGAACACGGCAACACGCAGUCAUCCUGACAAGGAUGAUC
Lindgomyces ingoldianus is the source of this 629-nucleotide messenger RNA. RefSeq lists its product as uncharacterized. The coding region runs from base 26 to 502 and encodes 158 amino acids. The transcript has 2 exons. The record is from RefSeq and is a predicted model, not a curated record. Lineage: Eukaryota; Fungi; Ascomycota; Dothideomycetes; Pleosporales; Lindgomycetaceae.